CAAGUUUCCAAGCUCCUUUUGAUGGAACCGAUUCUGAAAGUCAUCACAGUUUUGAUUCUGGUUCGUUACCGAUAUCGGUUCAAGAAGAGAACUGUAGGACUUCUCACUGGUCAACGGUAUCCUCUGCAUAUUUCACGAAUCCUUAUUCGACCAGAUUUUGGGCUGGUGCUUCAAGCGAUAGCUUACCUUGCUUGGAAUAUUUUUCACCUUAUUGUUUCUAUAUUCCUAGUUAUAUUCAGUGCCCCUGGUUUAUUUCUCAACGACAACCAGGUUUCUCAUAACUUGAAAUAAAACAGAAACCAAAAGACUGAGAAAGUUUAUGCGGGGUUGAGGAAGAACGGAAACAAACUUUUUCUGGAGUAGAUAUACGAAAGAUUGCUACACGUUUAAGAACCCUUUUGCUAUAUUUAGCAUAAAGGAAGAUUCAGUCACGGUUCAAAUCACGUGUAUUUAAAACUUCGAUAAUUAGCAAGGUCUUAUCGUAACGAACAUUUUUUUUGCAGACACCAUAACACGAAAAGAGUCGUUCAAAUGUUUCCGCUCAAAGACAAUUUCGCAAAAUCUAUCCUGUAAAGUGUUCAGAGGAGAUGACGCACAUGUUACUUUAUAUAGGAACAUUCCGUUGACGAAACGAUUGUUGUUUUUCAGAUUUUUUUCAACAAACGUAUGCAAGACUUUUGCGAACAGUUCCCAACUAAGGAAUGGUUUCUGUCUCCAUGUCAGCAAGGGCUACAUUUCAAUCUUCUCCCUCGAAAUUGAACUUUUUGGCGCCUAAAUAAAAGAAUAGCAGAAACU
Galdieria sulphuraria is the source of this 795-nucleotide messenger RNA. RefSeq lists its product as uncharacterized. The transcript has a single exon. Bases 22 to 291 code for a protein of 89 amino acids. The record is from RefSeq and is a predicted model, not a curated record. Lineage: Eukaryota; Rhodophyta; Bangiophyceae; Galdieriales; Galdieriaceae.